Pelodiscus sinensis (Chinese soft-shelled turtle) is the source of this 881-nucleotide messenger RNA. The record is from RefSeq and is a predicted model, not a curated record. NCBI's taxonomy places the organism in Eukaryota, Metazoa, Chordata, Testudines, Trionychidae.
AUAACCUGCCUCUCUCUCUCCCCCAGGCCAAGAGCAGCCAGGGCACAAGUGGAGCUGGGUGUGGGGAGGCCAGACCAGCCGCGCCGUGGGGCAGCAUGGAUGCCACCCUCCCCGGCCUCGCCCUGCUCACCGUCUGCCUGAGCAUGGGCACCGCUCAUGCCACCUGGUGGAACCUGGUGCCCAGGAAAACCAUCCCCUACAAUGAGCUGAAGGACGUGGCCAAGCGCUUCUCCAAGGCUGGCGUGUCCCACUACAUGACGCUGACGCUGGGGGAGGCCGAGAAGGUUCUGUACGUGGGUGCCCGUGAGGCUGUCUUCGCCCUCGCCACGGGCACCAUGGAGCUCAAGGCAGCGAUCUCCUGGGAGGCACCGCCAGAGAAGAAGGUGGAAUGUAUCCAGAAGGGCAAGAACAACCAGACCGACUGUUUCAACUACAUCCGCUUCCUUCAGAGCUACAACAGCUCCCACAUGUACGUGUGCGGCACCUUCGCCUUCCAGCCCAAGUGCACCUACAUCACCGACUGUUUCAACUACAUCCGCUUCCUUCAGAGCUACAACAGCUCCCACAUGUACGUGUGCGGCACCUUCGCCUUCCAGCCCAAGUGCACCUACAUCUACCACAUCGAGGACGUGCGCAAGGUCUUCGAGGGGCCCUACAAGGAGUACCGGGAGCAGGCCCAGAAGUGGGGCAGGUACUCGGACCAGGUGCCCAGCCCCCGGCCUGGGGCGUGCAUCACGGACUGGCACCGGCAGAAUGGCAUCGUCAGCUCGCUGGAGCUGCCCGACAACACCCUGAACUUCGCCAAGAAGCACCCGCUGAUGGACGAGCCGGUGCUGCCGCGCCACGGCCGGCCCCUGCUGCUCAAGAAGGGCGCCUCGUAG